This is a messenger RNA of Dicrocoelium dendriticum, 2186 nucleotides long. Lineage: Eukaryota; Metazoa; Platyhelminthes; Trematoda; Plagiorchiida; Dicrocoeliidae. The record is from the annotation of a GenBank genome assembly.
AGUUCAGUUCCCUCUGUGGGUUCACGGACCCCAAUAGUUUCGCGUUCACUACUAUGCAAUGCGAGUGAAGAGAAAUGAGGCCAAUGAGUUAAGCAAUGCGUUGAAGCAGUUAAAAAUUACCGAUCGCCGUUCGCGUGUUUCCACGAAAAGCCGGGUAUCGAAAUCUGCCAUAUUUUUGACCGGUGGUCGUCCAGUUGAUCACAACUAUCUGAGAUCUCGUUCUAUUUCUUCAACUGCAAGCAGAAUCGACGGUUUCGGUGGCUUCCGCCACAUAUGUGAGCACUGCGCAGCUGCUCACAAGUCGCGCGUCGGAGUGCUUGAUGAUCGUCUUUACAGGCAAAGUUUGGAGGAGACUCUCAAUUUGGAUGGACCCGUGUCUCCUUACUCCCCUUUGAAUAGGCCUCAGCUUGCAUCAGAAUCUGGUUUUUCGCCCUUCAAUCGCACUGCUGGUCUUUUGUACAGUACUUUACCCACAUCUCCCCAAUUUCCUGUCUCUGAGGAGUGUUGUGGUAUUUUCGGUCGUCAUUUCAUACAAUCAAGCGAUCUUCGAAGGUCCUGUGGUACGGAACUGGGCCACUUGGCUCAUGGUUUCACAAUCUGUACCACAUCAGCCAGUCAUAGUAGCAUCUCAAGCGUUUCCACGACACACUGUGCUCGUAGACGCUGUUUUUCCACCUACAAUAGCUUAACUUCGACAUUAUCUACUCAGGUGAAGUUAGGUCGAAGACUUUGCAGCCUCAUCGACCACCCUUGCACCAGUUUGUACCACUCCUCGCGGUCCAUCGCUUCUGCUCAUUCUACGCAUGGCCGCCCGAUCGUUUUUUGUCGAAAUCGACACACAGUCACCCCUACUUCGCCAUUUUGUUCCGAGAUGCACACAAAACCUUUACCUAAUUAUGACCCCCUUGUCCCAUCCAACUGUGUAUCCUCACUUCAACAUACAUCGUCGUCAGACAGAACUCAUGAAGGAUUUCUAUCCACCGGAUGGUUCAAAGACUCCGUUCUCCAAAAUGGCCUACUGUCGGGAGCGAAACCGAUCAGCCCCGAGACCAGUGAUUCAGAUAACGAUCAAUUUGCCCCUCGCUGUCGGCGAAAAUCCGAUCCGGAAUACUGGCAGCAGUUGCGUGCAAAUGAGUCCAAGGAUUCAGAUGAGGUGUCAAAAAUCAAUCGCCUUUCAACUUCGGCUCUCCAUUGCACUGGCGUCUCACAACCCUCGCUGAUGCCAACAAGCUCCUUUGAUGUCUCCCUCUCAGAGCAAGUUAACGAUCAUACCUCUGUGACAGCAAAUUCUAGAGGAGAUUUCAAAUGUCCUCCGUUUGGCGGGUACACACCGUUCAUCCAGCCUUGUGAAAGGAAUACAGCUAGCAGCAACACCACGAUCCCUUCCUAUGCGGAGUCAUCGAUGCAAGCCCCUAGUUAUGUUCACUCGGUUUCUCACUGCUUCUCUGAGCAGCCUCAACCAUGCGCGACGGCUGGUGGUAGUGGUGAUACAGCCCUCCCUCUACCGAUGAACCAUCCUGCACGUCCCAAAAAUCUUGCUUUCUCCUUUCGCACUCCGAUCCUCUCAUCGCAUGAGGCCUUGCGGGGGCCUUCUUGCGCUCUGUACACUAAUGGCAAUGCUGCGCUAUGUGUGAGCGAUUCAGCGCAGAAACGGCAGCAGCAGCAGCAGCAGCGGUGUGGCAUCCGUAGUGAGUCACACACCGACAGCAAUUGUACGCCAACGAACGAUCUGUGCACAGUCACUCCCGUCAAUAUGACCGAACCCAGCGCAUUGAAUCUGGACUCCUCGUUGAUGGCAGGUUUACAGACAGAGUUGUCCUCCAUUGAUCGUUGCGGGUCCCCUGGUUCUUCCACUGCUCCAGGAGGCCCCUUGUGUUCUGAUGUUUCUGUCAAUGAGCUAGCUUCGUACAUGGAGUACAUGGUUCACAUUCCUGGACGCAUGUCGGAAAUGGCACAACGGAUGUAUCUGUAGACCUUCUUUUCAGAUGAUUUGUCAGUGACAGCUGUCCCUCUCUCCUAUUUCUCCUCGCAGAUGCGAUCAGUUGGGUGUGUUUCUCUCGCACAGCGUUUGCAAUUGUGAUUGUACAUAGCGAUUUAUUGCGCAUAACUUCUUCCCAUCUCAUUCAGAUGAACAAAAUUAUUUGUCAGCUACCUCACCUGAGGAGCUCCACGUUCUCCUCGAUCCC